AAAAAAGUUGCUCGACUCGAACGGACGCGCAUUUCGUUGGAAUUAAAUUUAACAAUAAUUUAAAGGCAAAGACGGUACAGUAAAAACCCAUCAACAUGGACUGCGGCACUUCUAUGGUCAAAUACAUCCUCUUCAUAUUCAACACCAUUGUGUCGGUCAUCGGCAUUUUGGGAAUUGUAUAUGGCGUGCUGAUUCUGAAGAGCAUUGGGACCAUCGAAGUCAAUGGACAGGUGGGCUUCCCCCCACAGGCUCUUAUGCCGAUCGUUCUGAUCAGCUUGGGCUCGGUGGUGGUCUUCAUCUCGUUCCUGGGAUGCUGCGGCGCCAUUCGCGAAUCUGUCUGCAUGACCAUGAGCUACGCUGUCUUCUUGCUGAUUCUGCUGAUCCUGCAGCUGACCCUUGUCGUUCUGCUGUUCACCAACAAGGAUAAGUUUGAAAACGCCAUGGGCAAUGUCAUCGAGAACGCCUGGAAGUCAGACACCGCCCAGGAGGGAGGUGUCUUCGAUGCCAUCCAGAAAUCGUUGCACUGCUGCGGAGAAAACUCUGCCCUGGACUACAUUUCUAAGGGACAAACUCUGCCCGCAAGUUGCUGCAGUGGAUCUUGCCUGAACCCGACUAACUACUACUCAGGGUGCCGUGGAAAGUUCGUUGAAUUGAUGUCCGCUGGCUCGGAUAACGCCAGAUACGUGGGCAUCGGCCUUAUUGCAGUGGAGCUGAUCGGCUUCAUCUUCGCCUGUUGCCUGGCCAACAAUGUGCGCAACUACAAGCGCCGGAACGCGUACUAAGAGAUAGGUGCACCUAUCAACCACAUCGAGAGGCACACCCACAUCCAGUAGCACACACUCCUCACAUUCUCAUUAACUUUUGCAGUCGUCGAACGCACUUACACAAAGGGAUAAAUAAUAAUAUUUGCAAAUUUCGCCAUUUACUUGGACAUUUGCCAUGAAAGAAACGAGAAACAGCUUAGUUUAAGGCGAUAUGAAACGCUUACAUUUUGUAUAUCCUAUGUAUUAUUGGUAUAAUUCGUUUUUUACCUAUCGAACGAGCAAACAAAGCAAUUUCCAAAGCCUUUGUACAAACGUUUUACUUGUUGAACCGAACCCCCAAAAAUAACAAAAAUACAAACAAAUAAACACGUUAAUAAUGA
Molecule: messenger RNA, 1144 nt
Organism: Drosophila subpulchrella
Lineage: Eukaryota; Metazoa; Arthropoda; Insecta; Diptera; Drosophilidae
Product: 23 kDa integral membrane protein
Exons: 5
Coding region: 96-782 (228 amino acids)
Cellular component (GO): membrane
Source: RefSeq, a predicted model, not a curated record